Molecule: messenger RNA, 2014 nt
Organism: Glycine soja
Lineage: Eukaryota; Viridiplantae; Streptophyta; Magnoliopsida; Fabales; Fabaceae
Product: putative FBD-associated F-box protein At1g61330
Exons: 3
Coding region: 243-1673 (476 amino acids)
Source: RefSeq, a predicted model, not a curated record
UCAGAAAAAACGCAUCCUCCUUUAUAACAUUCCACAUAAUCACCCUGCGACAACAACAACGUUUAAGGUAACAUCAUUAAUUUUCAUGUGUGUUGUUCAGCUAUAAAAAAAGGUCCAAUGUCCCUAAAUUUUUCAAUCAUCAGGUUCUGGGUUGAUCACUGGUUGAAACCUGAGAACCUAUAUUCCUUAUUACUACCUUCUCUUCCUCUCCAAAUUUUUCUCCGCUUAAAUUAUAUUUCCCAAUGGCCAAGAGAGCUAGAAGCGACUCACUGGCAUUGUCAUCAGUGUCAUCAGUGUCACUGCUUCCUCGCAUUUUCGAAGAACUUCCUCUUGAAAUUUUGUUGCACGUUUUCUCUUUCUUGCCCAUUAAAGUGGCAGCGCAGAAUUGCACCCAGGGAUCCAAGUUCCGGAAUUGCAAGCAAUUCAAUCGCAAAUUCAUAUUCGGCAGAGAGUUAGCGAUGCGACGCAACCGCGAAUCCGUCGCUAAAUUAGUGGAUCACCUGUUCGACACACACAAGGGUGAUCUGAUCGAUUCAUUUCAGCUCCACAUCGACCCAGUUGAAAUUGAAGAGUUGCUUGACAAGUGGCUCAGAAUCUGUGUCGAGAAGAAAAUCCAGGAUCUCGAAUUGUAUUUUCUCCGACCGGGAUACACACUCACCGAGGAUUUUCUCAACCAGCUCAAAAAUUUGAGCUCUUUGAAGCUUGUCCACUGCGAAUUCGAGUUACCACUCAAGCUCCAAAGUUUGACCAAUCUGAGAAGUUUGAUUCUGUGGCAUGUCCCGCUCAGGAAUGAAAGGCUUCAGACUUUGAUAGUCCGAUGUAGGAUGCUUCAGACAAUUGAUUUGCUUCACUGCGCUGAACUUUCCCGUGUGGAGAUCUAUGCGGCCGAGCAUAGAUAUUUCAAGAUGUUGAGAAUAGCUGGGUGUAAUAAUUUGUCAAUGGUUGAGGUUGUUUCCCCAACUCUUCGGUGUGUGCACUAUUGUGGGCACGUACCAAGCACAAUAACAUUCCAGGCACCUCAAUUGAGUGAGGCCUUGUUCAAUUUUGUGCCUGCUGGGAACAGAAGGUACUUGCGGGCUUCUGUGCUGGAAAAGCUGGUCUGUGAUAUCUCUAAUGUCACUGUUCUUUCAGCUUCAGUCCUUAUUCCUGAGGCUUUGACGGCUAAGAUUCAUCAUGGAGUUUUUGGAGAAAUAUGUUAUAAUUUUUUGAAUCUCCGGGAGCUUCACCUGAUAAUGAAUGGAGGACUUUUUUGUAAUCCAUACGAUAUCAUCAUGUUAAUGAAACGGUGUCCUAUUCUGGAGAAAUUAUUCAUCGAUAUUGAUGAUUACAAUUUUGAAUGUGGACCGUAUUGGGAAUUGCAUCAGAAGCCUAAGCUGGACAAACUUGAUCACUACUUUGAUCGGCUCAAAUAUAUUAAGCUCAAGGGUUUCAAGUUUCUACAGUCUGAACUUCAACUGGUAAAGAUCCUUCUGAGCAAAGCAACCCAUUUGGAGGCUCUAAUUCUUGUCACACCAAAGAAUGGUCGUAUUAAAUUAUGGAGAGCAGAUGGACCCAAAUAUAGUCAUCUUUUUGACUCUUGGAAAGCAUCGCCGGAAGUCAAAAUAGUUUUAUUUGAACAUACGGCUGAUCGCAGUCUUGUUCGUCCCUCCCAUUCAAAAGAUUGGUUAUUGUAGACUUUGGAUGGUGACUAAUUAAGGAUAUGUGUUUGUAAUAAAAAAAGAACUUAAAGAGAGUUUAGCAAUAUGGUUAGAAGGAUAGCAUCCGGAUAAACUUACCUUCAAGUUAUUCAAUUAGAUUUUCAAAGUUUCUAAGGAAAAGGAGUUAUCAUAUAUACACAGUAAUCAACACAAGAGAAUUCAGGUUGUUUCAUGCUUGGAAUUAAGAUCUAUGAUGUAGAAUGUAGACUUUAAUUUGUUCUCUUUCAUAUAUACACAGUAAUCAACACAAGAGAAUUCAGGUUGUUUCAUGCUUGGAAUUAAGAUCUAUGAUGUAGAAUGUAGACUUUAAUUUGUUC